GUCGAGCUUUAUCCCGAGCGAAAUCACGUCGUAAUUUAGACUAUACUGAUGUGUUGGAAGAUCUGCAAGCCAAAGGAAUCUCAAUUCGUGUCGCCUCCCCCAAAUUGGUGAUGGAAGAAGCACCGGAAUCGUACAAGAAUGUUACCGAUGUGGUCAACACAUGUGAGUUUUUCCUGUCAUUCGGUGUGUGUGUGUGUUUGUGUGCUGGCUACCGCACAAAUACAGUGCGUUUGCAUCCGGGUUUCUGA
Molecule: messenger RNA, 248 nt
Organism: Echinostoma caproni
Lineage: Eukaryota; Metazoa; Platyhelminthes; Trematoda; Plagiorchiida; Echinostomatidae
Source: the annotation of a GenBank genome assembly